AUGACGACUUGUUUCAACGGAGCAGGAGUUCUACCUUUGAAAGUGUUCAUCCAAGAGACGCUGAAACGCUCGAGAGCGAGCUAUUCGACCUUGCAGGUCGCGCUCUUUUACCUAGUGCUCCUCAAAGCCCGUCUGCCCGCUGGAGUUCUUGAACAAAACCGCAACUCUCAUGGCGAGUCUCGGGAGAGAGAAUGCCGUGCGCUGCAAUGUGGCCGCCGAAUGUUUCUCUCAGCUCUAAUGCUUGCCUCCAAAUAUUUGCAAGAUCGCAACUACUCAGCGCGUGCUUGGAGUAAGAUAUCAGGCCUUCGCAGCAAUGAGAUCAACGAGAACGAAAGAGAUUAUCUUUAUCUCAUCGACUACAGUCUUCACAUUCCCAAAGAAUCAUUCGACAACUGGAGCAAAAUUGUUAUUGCUCUCAGUAAGCUAUCGAGCAAAGUUCCACAAUGCCGAGCGGACUUCCUGAGUCUAGAUGCUGGUAGUUCAGGAAGUGGUCCGGGCAGUUCCUUGGCUGAUAUGGUUCCAUCGCUUCAUCUGGACGAGGCUCAAGAUCAAACCCUGUUCUCGGACGACUGGUGGACCGAUAUCAUCCAAAAACUUGAUCCUCGAAUGGUCAAGGACGAAACACACACACAAAGCUUUUUGAAGAACUUUGUGCCGGGUUAUCGAGAGUUGUCUACUGACUCUGAGAAGUCAUCAGACAAUGCGGACGAGUCAGCCACCGAGUUGGAUUCCUUGUCUUCGGUCCUGGAUAUCAAUCUUUGUGAGUCUCUGAGAUCGCGGACUACGGAAACAUCAAAGCUCGAGACCCUCCAGACUCCUGUGCAGAUGAGCCCUUUCCGCGCAUCAGCGAUGCCUAGGCAGCCUCAAUUGAGAAACCUUCCUACUCCGCAGAGCACGCCACCAAUUGCGGAUGGCUACCACUCAUCUACGCCUAGCAACAGGCCUUCUUUAAGAUGUUCUGCUUCGGUGGAUGCUCUCCGAAGUAUGCGUCGGCAAUGUAUGAUGAACGCAAACCUAGAUCGAUGCCCUCCACCCCGUUCACAGCCGUUCGUUUUACCUAUGAGGUCUUGGACGCGUCCUGCAGAGACGACCCAAGACUAUCCUAGUAGGUCGACGACACCCUCUGUGUCCUCCCCGGCAUCAGUUGCAUCUGAUAUGAGUUCCUGCACAUCAAGAUCACGGUCUUCAUCCAUAUCCUCAACUUCUUCGUGGUCAACAGCCUCAACGCUUCCUCGAAUUCGAGAAGCUGGUGCAGGCCAAUUCAACUCACCGCUUGCACACAUGUCAACGCUGUCCAGUAGGCCUGGCACUUUUCUCUCGAGGAACAAGUGUGAUAGGUCUGCCACAAGUCUUCAUGACGAAGGCUACGGCAGCAGUGAAGAGCCUCUGACAAAACUUUCGGACAGCAACUCGCCAUCUGGCCUCGAAGCCAAUGCUGUACGCGUUUUGUUGUCUCUGUCCUCGCAAUUGGAUACAUCGAGUCAGAGUGUUACCCCUACACCUCAGAACUACGACGCUCCCAGCAAGGAGGCUCUUGGUCAAUUACCAAGAGGCCAUAAGCGAACUCUGUCCAGCUCGGAAUGUGUUCAGAAUUACGUACGCUAUCUUCUCCGAGGGGAUUCUGGCACUCGCCGUACACCCGAAGUGGUCGAUGAUUCAAUGCGACCUUGUCCUGAUGCCACACCAAGGCAGAGGCAAGAGGGCACCAAGUUCUGGGCCGCUCCUAGAAUGGCGAUGCCGAACAUGAAUGAUAGUAAGCGGAUGGCACUUCACUGUGCUUCUGCUCCAGAUCUUGCAUCACAAUAUGUCCGACAGCAUGUCUCGAUGACAGCGUCCUAG
Molecule: messenger RNA, 1839 nt
Organism: Exophiala aquamarina CBS 119918
Lineage: Eukaryota; Fungi; Ascomycota; Eurotiomycetes; Chaetothyriales; Herpotrichiellaceae
Exons: 1
Coding region: 1-1839 (612 amino acids)
Biological process (GO): regulation of cyclin-dependent protein serine/threonine kinase activity
Cellular component (GO): cyclin-dependent protein kinase holoenzyme complex; nucleus
Molecular function (GO): cyclin-dependent protein serine/threonine kinase regulator activity; protein kinase binding
Source: RefSeq, a predicted model, not a curated record